Messenger RNA from Bactrocera oleae (olive fruit fly), 1783 nucleotides. RefSeq names its product oxysterol-binding protein-related protein 11. Lineage: Eukaryota; Metazoa; Arthropoda; Insecta; Diptera; Tephritidae. The record is from RefSeq and is a predicted model, not a curated record.
AUUUUCCAAUUGUAAUAGUUUUAAAUUUUAUCUAUUUCUGGUUAAAAAUUACAAAUUUUGCUGGAGGAUUUGCUGCCCAAUAUGAGAACGAAACGAAACAAAUUUUUUUCUCUGAGCUCUCUCCAAACUCUCCACUGUUGUCGAUGACAACGAAAACACGAAUGAUGCCAAAGUAAACAAGCAAGUUAAAGAAGAAUUAUACACUUUUUAUAAAACAACGUAUUCCUUCCUAUUCUAUUUAAAGAAGUGGCAUUGCUGCUCUCAUUGGAACACCGGACAAUUUUUCACAACAUCUCUGCUUUAGAAGUAUAUGUAUUUACUAUGUCAUGCCCAAUUGACAUUUUCGUUUAACAGCUGUGGUUUUGUUACAUUUGGAUAGAUAUUUCUAAAAUUUUCACUUUAUUAAUUUUCCACCAAAAUUUGCAAAAAUUCUACGUAAAAUCAAAUUAGCACUAGAACAUCGCAAAAGAAAAUCAAAACAGAAACAGCAAACGUUACCUGCGAGCUCAUCAACACUAGCACCGUUUACCAAAACUGAAGAGAUUACGACCAAAAAGGCACUAUCAAACGAAAAUAUACUCCCUCCCAACAUGGAUACCAAUAUAAACCGUGUGCUAAAUCAAACCUUGCGUCAUCCAUUGCACGGACUGCUAUUCAAAUAUACCAAUGUAAUGAAAGGUUGGCAGUACCGCUGGUUCACGGUGGACUCACAGACCGGUACACUGAGCUAUUAUUUGUGUGACUCUUCUUCGACUGGAGAUGAAUCAGCACCAUCAGCACAGGUGCUAGCUGGCGCACCACGCGGACAAGUACAUUUGGCAGGCGCCGUAGUCUGCCCUAGUGACGAAGACUCUCGCACCUUCUCGAUCGGCUGUGCCUCUGGCGAUACAUUGAAAUUGCGUGCAGCUGACGCACGUUCUCGACAAGAAUGGGUUGAUGGUUUACGUGCAGUCGUGGAGAGUCAUACGAAAGCAAUGGAUAUAAGCAAUUCAUCAACACUGCCACCGCGAGAACUGUUAGCCGCUUCAGAUGCGAUGGUAUCAGCGAGACAAGCACUUUACCUAACGGAACAAUGCAAUGCCGCACUAGCACGUUCAAUCGAAAAUAUUGAGUGUGCGACGUUUUCGCCGACAGACCCCGACUUGCUGUUGUUGAAAGCCAUUUCGACGGCCAGCACACAAUGUUUGCAUCAGUGCUUGAGUCUUUUGCAACGACACGAAGAGACGCACAACACCAGUAUGGAAUCUGCAGGUGUUUACUAAGCGAGCAAUAUUAUUGUUAUUUGUUUUUUAACUCGAGUGACGAUACAUACAUACAUAUAUGGCUGGAUUUUAUAUAAGCUGCUCUGUUCCAUUUUGAAUGUUUAUAAAUUUAUGUUAUCAGUAAGCGUUAGUACAGCUAUAAAUAUAUAAUAUACAUAUAAGACAUAUACACAUUAUCGCAAUUUAUUGUAUUAAAUGAUAGUUAUAUAAUCAUAUAAAUUUAGGUACUAAAACAUUCAAAGAAAUUAAAUAUACGCACACUUAAUAAGCCAAAAACUAUAACAACAACGAUGUACUGUAUUUUCACGUGGGUGUGCUUUACCGUUAUUUUCGAAAAUACUACUUCCCGUUCCCACGACAGUCGUGUCUACGUAACUGGAACGUACCCGGAAUUUUAUCCGAUCAAGGACUGUGCAGCAGCAUAUUUCAGGAACAUUUUUUGCCGCUACAACAACAACAAAAUACUACUUACUGUUAUUGAAACCCGCUUUUCCAGCUAAUAAAAUACAAUUCUCAUUUUC